This is a messenger RNA of Ruditapes philippinarum (Manila clam), 4797 nucleotides long. Its product is annotated as protein fem-1 homolog B-like. Gene Ontology annotation, molecular function: protein binding. Lineage: Eukaryota; Metazoa; Mollusca; Bivalvia; Venerida; Veneridae. The coding region runs from base 39 to 1949 and encodes 636 amino acids. The record is from RefSeq and is a predicted model, not a curated record. The transcript has 3 exons.
GAAAAGAUAACCCCGUAUCUGAAAUAAAUUAGAUUAUAAUGUCAACGCAAAUAAGUCAAAUUGAUCUCCAGAUUUUAAAGAAAAAAGUUUAUCAGGCAGCCAGAGAUGGACGGGCUAUUAGCAUUUUUGCCAUGCUGUGGAAUUUGGACAGGGAGAGUAUUGUUAAGGAGGUACUAAGUAAUCUCACAGAAGAGAAUGGACAGAUCACCACACCACUUAUUAUUGCAGCCAGAAAUGGUGAAGAAAAAGUUGUUCAAGUGUUGCUUAGCAACUUUGAAGCAAAUAUUGAACAGACAGGCACGGUCCGGUUUGAUGGGUAUGCCAUCGAAGGAGCUACACCACUGUGGUGUUCAGCUGGGGCAGGCCACUAUAAUAUUAUUAAAAUGCUCAUAGAGCAUGGAGCAGACGUCAACCAUUCAACUGUUACCAACUCAACCCCUCUCAGAGCAGCAUGUUUCGACGGGAGAUUAGACAUCGUGAAAUACCUCCUAGAACACGGUGCUGAUUUGUCUAUUGCCAAUAAGUUUAAGAACACAUGUCUAAUGAUAGCAAGCUAUAAGGGUCAUAAGAGCGUGGUUGAAGUAUUACUGGAGAAGGGGGCUGAUGCCGAUGCGAGAGCACAUUGUGGGGCGACCGCUCUUCAUUUCUCUGCUGAGUGCGGACAUGUUGACAUUGUUAAAGUUCUCAUGGAGAAAGGCGCUAGCAUUCUGAAAAACGACAAAGACAUGACACCGUUGCUCGUAGCAGCGGAAUGUGUACAGGCUGAGGUUGUUGAAUAUUUGAUUUCAUCGGACAUUUGCAGUAAAGUUGAUAAGAUAAAUGCCCUUGAGCUGCUUGGAGCCUCGUUUGCCAAUGAUAAAGAACAGUAUGACAUUGAAAAUGCCUACAAGUAUAUGCGUAGGGGUAUAUGUGAAAGGUUUAAAAAUCCUGAAAAUAUUGUAAGAAAAAAUUUAGACGACCCAGUCCCGGCAUAUAACAAUCAAGUAGAAUGUAAAACUUUACAGGAGAUAGAUGCAAUUAAAAUAAACCAUUCAGCUCUUCAUAUGGAAGGGCUUGCAAUAAGGGAGAGAAUUCUUGGAAAAGAUAACCCUGAAGUUCCACAUCCUGUUAUAUUCAGAGGUGCAGUGUUCGCAGAUGGAGCAAGAUUUGACAGAUGUAUAGAACUCUGGCUUCAUGCAAUGCAACUGCGGCAAAAUAAAUAUAGGUCAGUCUCGAAAGAUUUGCUUCGGUUUGCGCAGGUUUUCUCACAAAUGGUUCAUCUUGGUGUCAAUCCAGAGUUUAAAUCAGUCAGAGAGGUGUUUGUUCGAGGCACGGCGGAGCUGAUAUAUGACGUGCGACGUAGAGAGGAAAGCCCCAGUGAUUAUGAUAAUUUACAAGAGGUUUAUGAAGAAAACAUUCACACGUUACUGUAUCUGAUUGUGAUUAUUUUGAAACUUAAAAUUCCUGAUACGGAACAAGAAGACUUUUACCGAUGUGUUUACCGAUUCCUUCAACAAAAACCGGAGCUCAGAAACGGAUACACAUUACUUCACAUGGUAACAGACGGUGCUACCAUUGUGGAUGAUUUUCACGUAAAUGACAUUGUCACAUUUCCAAACGGACCACUGUGUAAGCUACUCAUCGAUUGCGGCGCCAACGUGAAUGCGCAGGACAAACUAGGAAACACUCCCCUCCAUAUAAUAGUGCAAUACAAUAAUCCAAUUAGUGAUUUUGAAAAUCUUCACCUGUCAAUGAUCUCUCUUAUCAAGGCCAAAGCUCAUCUAGAUAUUUGUAAUCGUGACCAUAAAACAGCAAUGGAUGCAUCAGUAACUGGGGUUGCCGAGGUGAUUAUCAAAACAAACAGUUCAAUUUCUCUGAAAUGCUUGGCCUCCAAGGUCAUUAAGGAGCACAAUAUCCCUUUUAAAGGCUUAAUUCCAAUGGGACUUGAAGAUUUUAUAGAGUGGCAUUGAUACAUCAAUGUGACUCAGUAACGGAGAAAAGCUCAGUACUUCAGAAAAGUUAAAACAGAAGUUUUGAUGUAAAACAGUUGUAGCAUUAUUAUAGAGAAACAACUGUUUUUUUUCCAUCAACGUCUCGGAAUAUUCUUUACUGCUGUGAUUAUUGUGAUGCUUCUUAGAAGUGAUAUUUGUGAUAGGGCAAGAUAAUUUUGUUAUGUAAUUACUGUAUGUAUGCCUGUAUUGUACAGUGUUGUUUUUGUAUGUGCGGAGACGGUGUUUUGCUGAAUGUUAGUCAUUAUGUAUGACGGUUAGAUAUUGAUACAUGUAUAAUGUGAACAUCACCCUCAUUUCUGUAUUUUCAUUGUUAUAAUAGUUGGUAUUAGUUACCUUUGUGAUAAACUGUUGUACUUGUUUCUUUCUAUAUAAUUAGUUACAAAAGUCUCAGACACUGAUAGUUACAUGUAUGCUUGACCAAUGUUUUAAUUUGAGCCGCGUCAUGACAAAACCAACAUAAUGGGUUUGCGACCAGCAUGGAUCCAGACCAGCCUGCGCAUCCGCGCAGUCUGAUCAGGAUCCAUGCUGUUCCCUUACCUACUCUAUUACAAGUAGAGAAACUGAUAGCGAACAGCAUGGAUCCUGAUCAGACUGCGCGGAUGCGCAAGCUGGUCUGGAUCCAUGCUGGUCGCAAACCCAUUGUGUUGGUUUUGUCAUGACGAGGCUCAUUUAUUUGACUUGCUGUAGGUCUGAAACAGUUCAGAUAAAUAACUGAUAUGAUGAUUACGUCUGAUGAUUAAAUAUAGAGAUAUUAGAAAUACAUAAGUUCUUAAUACAUGUUGACUACACUUGUGACAUCUUUGUGAAAUAUAUAGAGGAUAUUUGUUUGUUUUGCAUGUAAGAUUGAAAUAUAUUUCACUGAGUGAACACUAGAUGCAAUAUUUCACGAGUGGCGUAGCCACGAGUGAAAAUAGAAUAGCUGGUGUUCACGAAUGAAAUAUAUUUCAAUCUUAUAUGUAAAACAAAUAAAUUUUCAUUUUAUUUCAUGCUUUUUUAAGUGAUUUAAAAUAUUCUUUAAUGAUUUUGACGCGUAACAUCGCGCAUUCAACUUGGUGACGUCACCAAAUCAUGACGUCACAUCAUCAAUUUUGAAAUAUAGUUCUGUUAAUUUUUUCUAAUUUUGUAAAAUAUUUAACAUGGUGUAUGGUGACAUCGACUUUCUUUUCCUAAAGAAGCAACAUUUACUUAUGACGGCAUUUAUUUCUGCCUGUUAUUCCAUUUAUUUCUGGUUUUGUUUUCAUCCGCAUUCAAAUAAAGUACAGCUACAGUGAAAAUUAUAUUUUAUAAAUUUCACUAGUGGUUUAUCAGAAUAUAAUCAUUUGAUAUAUUCCAGUAAAACACCGGAAAGCAUGAAAUAAAAUUAUAUAAUUUUUCAUUAGUUGGUGCUAAUUAUUCAUAUAAUAAAGUGACUAUUUUAAUUGUGAUUUCUUUUUCUAUAAACCUGAAAUUCUGUAAAGUUUAGGAUUUUUUAGCCAACAUUAAACCUUGACAUGUAAUUAAAACAUUAAAUAUCUGUGAUAGAGAAAAUACUCUGCUGCUGCAUAUUAAGAAUGAAAGAAUAUAAAUGUUGAUGAUUAUCUCCCUUUAGUUCUUUAUGUAAAACUUUCACCCUAUAUUUUACAAAGUAUGGCAUUAAGCUUUUGAAAUACCAUUGUUAUCUACAUUAUUUUAAUUAAAUUACUUUUUACUGACUGUUGAGUGAUAUAUUUCAAUUAUAAAAGUACUUUUGUCCUAAAAAGGUUUACAAUCAUGUUUAAAUAGUGAGAUCUGGUUUAUAUCAUUCACGGUGUAGCAGUUGUUUUAAAAUUUCCUGUGAUGCAGUCUAAAUCUUUGUAUAAAGUGAUUGUUGUUACAUUUAUUUUUGUUAGUUGGGCAUUAAAUUUCUUACUUUCCAAUUAAGUGUAGAUUAAAAUUUCUUGCUUCCCAAUUAAGUGAAGCUCAAAAUUGUUUACUUCCCAAUUAAGUGUAACUUCAAAUUCUUGCUUCCGUAUUAAGUGUAGCUUAAAUAUUUUUUCUUCCUAAUUAAGUGUAGCUUUUUUUUUUAAAUUUCAAAUGGGAUACAUUGUACGACUAAAAUCAGAUACAUAUAAUAUACAUUACUAUGCUUUUUAUUAUUACAUAUAGAGUUGUGUACAAUAUGUAUAUUUGUAAGGUCACUUUUCAUUGGAUUAUUGUGAUGUUUAUAUAAUCUAUAAACAAGGCUGCUGCCAAUUUAUGAAGUAAUUUUCAUUUUUUUUCUCAAAGUCAGUCAUUCUGCUAUAAUAUGAAUUUGUUAUAUAGAUAUUUGGUGAGUUAUAUGGCCAUUUAUAUAUGGUUGUUUGCAAUAUAACCUGAGCUGUUUGGCAAGGGUUAUAUUGCAAACAAAUGUUAUAUAGUGGGUCAGGUUAUAUAAGCAUAUAAGUAAUAAUGCAUACAUGUAAGUAUGAUUUUAGUGAAAUAGACCAUAUGGCAUUAUGAAGAGUGAGGAUUUUUAAAUGUUUUUAAGAGUGGAAAGUGCAAGUGGUAAUAUGAAAGAAAUUCACACUUUGAAGUGAGAUAAAAGCCCAUAUUCACUAUAGAAAGAAGCUAAAUUUUGUUCUUAUUCAUGCAACAUUAUAUAGUUUGUCCAUUUAACUAGUCAGAUGUUAUCACAAUAGAUGUCAAAAAGUCCUUGAUGUCAUUAAAUCUUUAUCUGGUAUGUUUUCUUACAUCUUUGAAUGUAACUGUGUGAUAUAAUUUAUAUCUCAUUGAUAUUUCAAUACUUCAUUUAGGAACUUAUGAUGAAUAUGUAUAUGCUGUAUAUGUUUCAAUGAAAAAUUAACAAUUU